Notechis scutatus (mainland tiger snake) is the source of this 827-nucleotide messenger RNA. RefSeq names its product radial spoke head component 9 (gene RSPH9). Gene Ontology annotation, biological process: motile cilium assembly; cilium movement involved in cell motility; axoneme assembly. The record is from RefSeq and is a predicted model, not a curated record. NCBI's taxonomy places the organism in Eukaryota, Metazoa, Chordata, Lepidosauria, Squamata, Elapidae. Gene Ontology annotation, cellular component: axoneme.
AUGGAUGCCGAGACGCUGCCUUAUGCGCUGGACCUGGUGGCCAGCAGCGGGGUAUGCUUGAGCCCGGAAAAGCGGGCCGCCUUGAGGAACUCCCUGCUACUGGUGCGCAGGGACUACCGUUUCGAGCAGGUCCGCCUCUGGGGCCGCAUCCAAGGCAUCCGAGGAGCCUACUAUAUCGCCGAGGGCUUGGGACCAGACAGGGCUGGGAUCAGAAGCCGCCUCUACAGCUUGAACGGUGCGGAUUGGAGUCUUCUGCCACCCCCCUCAGAGGAAAUUAUUGCAUUGACUGCAGGAUUAAAGGGACGUUUCCAAGGGGAUCCGUCUUAUGAGUAUGAAUUCCCUGAGAAAAAAGAAGGUGAAAGAUCAUAUGAAGAAGAAAUUGGACCUUUGGUCAAGGAGGAGCUCCGUCUGGUAGCCACAAUACAUAAGAUAGAUCAAGAAGUGGGUAUUGUUCCACGGGGCGCAUAUGUAAAAUCUCCACUUGGACCUGUGCAUGUGAACAGGAGCUUUGAAGGUUUGUCCCUGACAGAAGCAAAAAAAUUAAGUUCCUAUUUCCAUUUUACUGAGCCGGUAAAAUUGAAGAAUAAAACUCUGCUGGAAAAAGCUGACUUAGAUCCAGCAAUUGACUUUUUGGAUUCUCUUGAACAUGAUAUCCCUAAAGGGUCCUGGAGCAUCCAAGUAGAGAGAGGAAGCAGAAUAGUAGUGCUGCGAAGUCUACUCUGGCCUGGACUCACAUUCUACCAUGUUCCUAAUACUAAACAGCAUGGUUAUAUCUAUUUUGGCAACGGAGAGAAGAACACAGACUUACCCUUCAUGUUGUGAAGAUC